Molecule: messenger RNA, 1279 nt
Organism: Carassius gibelio (silver crucian carp)
Lineage: Eukaryota; Metazoa; Chordata; Actinopteri; Cypriniformes; Cyprinidae
Exons: 6
Coding region: 287-904 (205 amino acids)
Source: RefSeq, a predicted model, not a curated record
UUGUGUUUUUCAGAUCAUGUUUAUGCUGAACAUAUUAAUAUGGUAUUUCUCCAUUAACUGGUCAAAUCUCCAAGAAGCUGCCACACGGUUAUGUAAUGUACAUGGUGAUACAAUAUGACAGCUUCUUAAUCUGUAACAUUAUUUUAAAAAUCUAUUUUAUUACCGUUAUGUUUUAGUUAGGCUAAGAUUGGGGCUGUUUUGUAUUCCAGAUGAAGUUAAAUAUUUUGUGACGGACUGUGAGGAUAGGUAAGUUUAUUUUAUAUGUUCAGUAGUGGACGAGGUGGAGAUGGAGCUUAUUAGGGUGCUUGUAGUACUGAAUUUUUUUUUCAGGCAACCUGUUUACUUGUUUUGGACAGGUCUAUUUAAUCCUCAUUUUGGUUGCUGUCCACAUAAACGGUGCUCUAUCAACUACUUUCCCUUCCACAUUCACAGCGGUGUAGCCAAUGUGGUGGCUGCAAAGACCUGCUUUAACAAUACAAUCAUCAUGGGUGGCAUUAAAAAUAAUGCAGGACAAGGGCUGAACAUUGUGUUAGCAAACGGUGCAACCGGUGAGGUUUUAAGAAAUAAGAACUUUCCUGGAAUCCUGGAAUCUAGAGAUCCAGAGGAAUUACUUGUCUAUCUAAAGACACUAAAACGAGGACAUAUAGUGCUUGUGGCCUCACACAUCGACCCUACACAAAAGCUCACCGAUGAGAUUAGAGCUAUAUUCAGUGCACUGGGCAGCACAGUGGUCAAAUCCCUGAAGCCCAGGGAUGGCUGGGUAUUCACAGGCGCCUAUGGAAUAAAUGUAGCUAGUCCUUUUGAAAAGGUCAUUCAAAAUGAUGUGAGGAGCAACACGUAUGAAGACUGGCCAGAGAUGGGGGAGAUCAUUGGCUGCUGUCCCAGAAUAUCUGAGACUGAAUAAGCCACAGUAGCCAACCUCAUAUCACCACAUUUGGUUCAUUUGAAAAUAGGACAUUAACAACACAGAAGUUUUUUUGUUUUGUUUUGUUUUUUUUGGCUGUUUUCCCUCCCUAAGCAAAUAAAUUGAAGGUUUGAGGUUUACUCUCGUAUUGCUCAAAUCCAUAUGACUUCUUUCUAAGGAACUCAUUCGGCAAAAAAUGUGCAUAUAUUUAUCCUGAUCUUUACCAAAUACUAGAAGAGCAACAUUCUGUCACUAUGAUAAUAUUCUAAAACAAAAAUACAUUUGAAAGAUAAUACAGAUUAUUCUAUUCUCAUACAGAAUUCCUUCACACUGGUUCUUGUAUAUAAGGUAACACUGUUGCUGUUGAUAUUAACA